Molecule: messenger RNA, 495 nt
Organism: Symbiodinium necroappetens
Lineage: Eukaryota; Dinophyceae; Suessiales; Symbiodiniaceae
Source: the annotation of a GenBank genome assembly
AUGGGCGGAGCCAUGUUGAGGCCAUGCUCUGGCCGGGGCGUGAUUGGAGUCGGACUCCUGGCUUUCCAGGCCUUCGGCACAAUCCGCAUGCCUGAGGAAUUCAAUGUGGAGAAGGAUUUCGAAGUCAAGAACAAGUAUCAGAAGGCGCAGAAAUACAUUCGAUGUGAGCUCUGCAGAUUAACGGUGGCGCACACACUGGAAUCUGUCGGCCUCAGCUUCACGGAGGACGAUGUGUACGAUCACAUCGAGAAAAUCUGCGAUGCCGAGGCUCUCUUUGCCCAGCACGAGCUGCUCGAGGUCGACGCCGGCUGGAGGAUGGUCCCAGUGUCUGCCUCCACCAACCGGACGGACCAUGCUGCGAGAUGGCAGUCCCAUGCCAUGAAGGAGCUUUGCGAUAACAUUAUCCGACCCUAUGAUGAUGAGAUCAAGGACGUUUUCCUGAAGCACCUCAAAAGCAAGAAGUCCAAGGCCAGAAGAUGCCAGAAGCCAUGCUAG